Peromyscus maniculatus bairdii (prairie deer mouse) is the source of this 1305-nucleotide messenger RNA. NCBI's taxonomy places the organism in Eukaryota, Metazoa, Chordata, Mammalia, Rodentia, Cricetidae. The record is from RefSeq and is a predicted model, not a curated record.
CGGCGGCGCUCAGGGGUACGGGUGCCAAGUUGAGCGGCCCGGGAUGUGUCUCCUGGUCGGGGCUGCAGGAGUCGGGAAGACCCUGCUGGUGAAACGCCUGCAGAAUAUCCUUCCGCAGCACGUGGGCAGGCAGGGCCCCCGGCAGGGCGGGGGACACACCGGGGUGAUCCGGGACGGGAACUCCGUCCUCAGCCUCACUCAUGCCCUUGACCACCCGAACAGCUGAGCUCGGGAGAUGGCGAGGGCGGCCUGGGGGAGCCUCCGCCUACGCGGCCCACGGGCCCAUCUCUGUGGUUGACGUUGGCCUGGAGCCCCAGAGAGCUGCUGCUCUUGGUGGCGAGCCCUGCGGAAGGGCUUGAACGGUUGUCACUCUCGAGGUUUAGCCACCCCCCACCCACCCACAUCGCAGAGCUGCCAUCUAGGAAUUCACAAUGGCACAGCGCUUACACUGGUCGCUGUGCGCCGUGGUUUUUUUUCCCCAAAGGUGGGCACCAACCUCACUGACAUCGUGGCCCACAGGAAGAUCACCAUCCGAGAGCUCGGGGGUUGCAUGAGCCCCAUCUGGUCCAGUUACUAUGGAAACUGCCAUUCGCUCCUGUUCGUGAUGGAUGCCUCUAACCCCACCCAGCUCUCUGCAUCCUGCAUGCAGCUCUUGGGUCUCCUUUCUGCAGAAGAACUUUCAAAAGCCUCGGUCCUGAUACUCUUCAAUAAAAUUGACCUUCCCUGUUACAUGACCAUGGAGGAAAUAAAGUCAUUAAUCAGGCUUCCAGACAUCAUUGCCUGUGCCAAGCAGAACAUCACCACAGCAGAAAUAAGUGCCAGGAACGGCACUGGCUUGGCGACGGUACUGCUCUGGCUCCAGGAGCAACACAAAUGCAGCAGCUGACUGCAAGAUGGAGAAUUAUGGCUGACCCACCCAGUGCCUAGACGACCAAGAGUGACAGGCGGCCUCCGAAGGUCUGUUCGAGAGAAGCAGACCCACCCAGAGCAUCCCUAAGUGAUAGGGACCUAUGCAGCGAUGGGUGAACAAGCAUACGCUGUAGACACUACUGUCAGCUUGCCUCUGAAGAAUGUCCCCAAGACUGGGAGAGGACAGAACUGCAGGUGGCUGGAUGUCUUCUUGCCAUCUAGAUAAAAGUGCUGCUGGGACUCCCACCAGGAAACUCUGGACCUAUGCCUGAGGGCUUUGGACUGUACUGCUCCACUGAGACCAGAUCUUUUUGUAGUACAAGCUCUGCCCUUCUGAGUUUGAUAUUCUGACCAUGUUCUCCAGAAAAAAAUAUAAAGUUCAUGAAGUGAGUAUAA